This is a messenger RNA of Pyrus x bretschneideri (Chinese white pear), 2561 nucleotides long. RefSeq names its product F-box/WD-40 repeat-containing protein At5g21040. Bases 500 to 2203 code for a protein of 567 amino acids. The record is from RefSeq and is a predicted model, not a curated record. Gene Ontology annotation, cellular component: preribosome, large subunit precursor. Gene Ontology annotation, molecular function: protein binding. The transcript has 3 exons. NCBI's taxonomy places the organism in Eukaryota, Viridiplantae, Streptophyta, Magnoliopsida, Rosales, Rosaceae.
ACAUCCGAAUCCAAUCCGUGGCAUCGCCCAUCCUAGAGACAAUCCUCCCCUCCCGUGUUAUUCACAUAGCUCCGUAACGCGAUAUGCGUCCCCGUGCGGUCGGUCUUAUUUCGAGAAGUUGAACUGUCAACCCAACCGCUCAUUCCCCGGAAAAUCCUACGGUCACUAGAUCACCAAUCCCGCCGCGUCUUUCAACCAUCCAUAACCCUACUCUCAUCUUCUCGUUUUUUCCGUCUUCUCCAAACCCAAAGCUUUUUCAUCCUUCUUCUUUCCUGUGAUUAUUUUCUACUUGUGUGCUCCUCCAUGGUUCCUCUGUUAAGUUAAUUCCCAAGGAUAUAAAUUUCGGAUUUCUGGGUUCGUCUCUGAUUCGAAGUCUUAGAUUUUGAUUACUGGGUUUGUGUAAUUGGAGGUGUUUUGAUUACUGGUUUGUGUAAUUGGAGGUGUUGGGGGUCAAGAGAGUUUCCAUCCCUUAAAUUCACGGUCAGAGUCAUAUCCUUUUAUGGAAUUUGAAUGCCAAGUGAGUAUUCAGGUUUCUAAGAAUUUGGCAGACUCUGUAGAAAAUUCGUUUCGACAGCAAACUGAAUCGAAUCGAUUCAAUUCUAACCCUGAAGCCGAAAACUUUAGCAUUUCAGGACGAACGUUAGAUUCCUAUCUUGAAAAGGAAGAAACUUCAAUUCCAAAAUCCACACCAAUCAAGAAGCCAAACUUGGAGUCUUGUGGUUCGAAACAGUUGUUGUGUAGCGAUGUCCUUGUUAAUUCUCAUAGAACAAUCACCGAUCUUCCUCCAGCUUUGUUAUCCGAAAUUCUGAAUUGCCUUGACCCAAAAGAGCUAGGCAUAGCUUCAUGUGUAUCAGCUUAUCUCUGUAAGGUUGCGUCUGAGCACCAUGUUUGGAAGGAUUUUUACUGUGAGAGGUGGGGAACUCCCACACUUCCAACACCUUUGGGAACGGGAGUCUCUGACAAGACAUUGUGGAAGGAGUUUUUUGUUGAAAGGGAGUUUAGGAGUAAGACCUUUAUGGGACGUUAUAGCAUUGGCGUUAUGUAUGGUCAUGCUGAAGCUGUUCAAACAGUUUUCCUUUUGGCUUCCGCAAAGCUCAUAUUUACUGCUGGGUAUGACCAAACUGUAAAAAUGUGGAAGAUGGAAGAAGGAUUGUUGAUUGCUUCUUCAAGAUCUCUUGGUUGCACUAUUCGUGCAGUUGCUGGAGAUACAAAACUCCUGGUCGCCGGUGGUACUGAUGGGUUUAUCCAGUGUUGGAGGGCAGUGGAGGGCUUUCCACACUUGUUUGAUAUUAAGGGUCCUCAAAACCAGAAUACCGAGUUUCGACUAUGGGAGCAUGAGGGGCCCAUAACUUCUCUUGCUUUGGAUUUGACUAGGAUUUAUAGUGGUUCCUGGGACAUGACUGUUCGUGUAUGGGAUCGGUUUUCACUCAAGUGUGUAAAGAUUUUGAGGCAUAGUGAUUGGGUAUGGGAACUUGUGCCUUGGAAUCUUACAGUUGCUAGCGCAUCGGGUUCUGAUGUUUAUAUUUGGGAUGCUAGUAGCGGGAGACUGAUGACCAUUAUUCAUAAUGCUCAUGUUGGUAAUACCUACUCUUUGGCACGAAACCUCACAGGGGAUUUUCUAUUUUCUGGAGGGGAUGACGGUGCAAUACACAUGUAUGAAAUCACUAGUCAUGGUCACAAGACUGAUGCAAUACUCGUUGCCACAUGGGUUCCUCACUCAGGCCGUGUCUAUUCCCUUGCAUUUGAGUUUCCAUGGCUUGUUUCUGCUUCUGCUGAUGGGAAACUCUCACUAAUUGAUGUGAGAAAGCUUCUAAGGACUAGAAAGCGUGCUUCAGAAAAGGGUUUUUCAUGUAUUAAGCAUGCGGACCCAAGUACUGUGGAACCUCCGCAGAGGAUGUUACAUGGUUUUGCGAAAAAUCUUGUGUCAGUGGACAUUGGUGCUGAUCGUAUUGUAUGUGGAGGUGAGGAAGGUGUUGUUAGGAUAUGGGACUUCACAGAAGCUUUGGAGAUUGAGCGGAGGGUUUGUGCUUCAAGAGCAAUGCGGUUGGAGAAUAGGAUGAGGCGGCGUAUGCUCCAUUUAGAGAAUAGCAGCAAAGCCAGUCGGAACGAUCAAUGUUCGGUUGCAGCCAAGAAGAAUCCAGUCACUGGUGACAGGAGUGGUUGGCUCAGUAAAGGCGCGUUGAGCGGGAAGCUGAAGUCAUAGUAGCAGAUAGGAAUAUGGCGAAUACAUGUCUUUCUUGUCCAAGUUGGUGCACGGAGGCUCUUCUUUUACAUUGACGAAGUGAUUAUGCUCCGGUGAGUAGUAUUGUUUGCGCACCUUAGGAUAUACGUACGCAGAGGUGUAGUCAUGAAAAUAGUUAAUGAUCAGCAUGGUAGAGAAGGAUAUACGUACUUUGCUUUUAACUGAAACUCACGAAUGCGUUGAGAAGUACUAGUCGUUGUUAUACUCUUAUUCUUACCCAAAUGACUCCUCGUCCAUGACGAUGCUCACGAGAUAAUACUUUGUACUUCACUAGGAAAUAACUCUUAUCAAAGCAUGGUUUGUCUUGUAUGUUGUCAAA